GAAACUACAAACUACAUAAGCUAGGGAGUUUCAUAUUGUGUCACAGCGUAGAGUACGAGAAAAAGUUGUUGGUAGGGACUGCUUUGCCUUCAUUCAUCACCAGUGAAUAGGAUGAGUGCUACUGAAAAGAUUCGAUCCAUGAGACUCAGGUUAAUUUAUUCUUCUCUCGCUAGCAGCGUGUGUUUGUGUGUGUGUAGUUUCCUCAAACUGCCGAACGUCUUUUGUCAUUUGUGAGGCGAUAGUGCAGUACAAACCAGCCUUCAUUGUAGCUCUGCUCAACAUGUAAGGAUAAGUAAUUCGGAGUGUACUGCUACUAAGAGCUGGAUUCAUGGGAGAAUGAUUUUACUGGAGAGAGCUUGCAUUGAAGCAAGUGGAGGAAAAGUGCAAGAGCUGUUCAUGAAUAUAUUCUCAUCGGUAGAAUAAUUUUAAUCUUGUGAAAGUUUAUACCUUUGAGGACUAGUAUUGAGGAGUGCGUGCAAGUCACAUGACGAGAUACAAGUUUUCACAUUACUUGGACUUGAAAAAAUGACUCACUUUUUAUGAUGGUUUUGUUUACCGUGAAGGAACGUCUAGAUAUGACUUUGUUGUGAAAUAAUCUAAUGACAGGAGGAUGUUCUCAAGGGAAGUUGGACAAUUAGCACUGUUACAUGAUCAUGAAUGAGGCACCGUCAUCUCAUGUCGUUCUUGGUUGUCUCAGUCUGGAUAAUCGUGUGUUGAGUUCUAAUGUUGAAACGGACAAAACUGCAGAUGUGGCACUGCCAUACACUUUAAUUGGCUGUACAGCUAGUUGUGUUCGUUUUGGGAUGUAUUAAUUGCUGUGAUACACUUUGAUUGGCUGUGCUACAGAGUGUAACAGUGAGAUGUAACAUUGUGCACACUUUUAAUAGCUGAUAUACAGAGUGUAACUUUAGGAUGUAAUAUUGUGUUGCACUAUUAUUAGCUGUUAUACAGAAGUGUAACAUUGGGAUGUGUUACAAUUUAAUUGGCUGUUUACAGAAGUAUUACAAUGGGAUGUAACAUAUUGAUACACUCAAAGUGUCUGUACUACAGAGUGUAACAUUUGAAUGUAACAUAGUGACACUUAAAGUGUUUAUUUUAUGGAGUGUAACAUUGGAACGUGACAUAGUGAAACACUCAAAGUGUCUAUUCUAGAGAGUGUAACAUUGGAAUGUAAAAUCGUGAUACACUCAAAGUGUCUUCUCUACAGAAGUUUAACAUUGAGAUGUAGCACUGUGCGGCACAUUAAUUGGCUUUCUACCUGAAAUGAAUAUUUUUUUAAAACGUGUGAAGUGGAUGCCAAACUUUGAGAUGGAGUGAGUUCACAUGCUGCCGAAGCUGAGCCACAAUGAUAGACAGGAAGUAGCAGGGAACGAUGUGUUUAGCUAAUGAGUUGUACAUGAUUCAUAGGCUGUGUGCACUGGAUAGAUAGAUUCCAUUACGAUGGUUGUGGCUCAGGACACAUGAUAGCCAAACCUGUGGAGUGAUAAUGGUCGCAGCCUAGAACCACACUAAAUGGAACUGUGUUUGUUCGCUGGAUAAAAAUAUUGGUUUGCAGCUAAGCACAUGGAUUGAAGCAGGCAAUUUCAAUGUGCAAGUAUUGAUGCUUGUAGAGAGGACAUGUAUAUCGCAAAAACCUUGUUUGGAUAAGAGGACUCUGAGGAGAGAGAGACUACGCACCCAAAAUGUUUGUCAUCGAUAGAUGGAAUAAUUGAGCAGAAAUCGGGGAUAAUCCUUGUUUGAGUUUCUAGAGACUGUGUUUGCCUUGCGGUGAAUAUUGGUAAAAAUGUGCCUGCUAAGCAUUGUGAGGAGGAUGUUGGUGGUGAUGGUGGUGGUGUCGUCUUUGGUGAUGAUACAGGGUCAGGAGUUUAAUCUGAUGUAUCAAGUUCUUGAGGAACAACCAGAAGGAACGUUUGUUGCAAAUAUUGCCAAUGAUUUGAUUCGUAACUUAUCGUUCACUGCUGAAGAGCUUAACAACCACAAGUAUUCCAUGUUUACAAAGGAUGUUUUGAUUACAAACAAAUUUUCUAUUGAUGAAACAACAGGAAUUAUUACAACUGGGAUGAGGCUGGAUCGAGAAACUGAAUGUGAGAUGAAGAAGGAUUGUGAAUUGAGUUUUGAUGUAGGCUUCUACUAUAGGCAGCCCAAUAAAGAUACUCUUGCAGUGGGAGAAAGAAUUGUUCGGAUUGCUGUCAAACUGGAAGACAUCAAUGACAAUUCUCCCACAUUCCCAGAACGAGCCAUCACACGGAACAUAUCUGAAUCUGUCUCUGUUGGACAUAUCAUUGCAAUUUCCCCAGCAAUAGAUAAAGAUAUGACAGGCAAUAAUUCUGUGAAGACAUACAAACUGUUUCCUAGUGAUGGAGCAUUUGGGUUGAACAUCGAAGAAGAUCUAUCAGGUAAUCAGGAGAUUGGAAUUAUAGUAAAGCAGGUCUUGGAUAGAGAAACCGAAUCUUCCUACCGACUAACCAUCUUUGCUAAAGACGGAGGAAGCCCCCGAAGAUCCGGAUCUGUUGACAUCAACAUUGUGGUGACUGACGUCAAUGACAACACUCCCCACUUUGACAUCAGAACCUUCACAGUAUUGGUGAAGGAAGAUCAUCCUGUUGGUUCCACCAUCUUGACACUGACAGCCAUGGACGAAGACAUCGGGAAGAAUAGUGAACUGUCGUACAGCAUCAGUCCAAGAGCUACAAGCAAGGUCACAGAAACGUUCAUGAUCGAUAGUGUAAGUGGGGAACUUUACCCUAUCAAACAACUGGAUUAUGAACAGGAGAAGCAAUACCAUUUCCCUGUUGUUGUUCAAGACCAGGGGAACCCUGUCCGUUCCACUGAAGCAUCUGUGAUUGUGAAUGUGACCGAUGUCAAUGAUAAUGCUCCCCAGAUCAACCCCAAACAGUACCUGUUUAAUCUGUCUGAGUCUGCCAAACCCGGAUCCUUCUUUACUGUGUUCUCUGUUGUUGAUUCUGACCGAGGUGACUAUGGACAGGUGAAUUGUUCCAUCACAGAUCCACGUUUCCGAUCAGAAUAUUUCCAGUACAGUUAUUGGCGUAUUUACCUUGACAAGCAGUUGGAUUACGAACAGACAAAGGUGAUUGAGGUGAAUAUCACAUGCAAGGAUUCGGGCACACCUCCUAAGAAAAAUAUAACCUCAAUUGUUGUACAGGUUCAAGAUGUCAAUGACAACAUUCCAGUCUUCCCAAAUUCUACAAUGUUUGCACAUAUAUCUGAGAACAACAAUGUUGGGGAUCAUAUAACAACACUCAAGGCUAUUGAUAUAGAUGGCCCAGGCAAUAACGACAUGCGUUACCACAUCGUGGGAUCCUCACGGUUUGUAACUUUAGACAGUGUUACAGGAGAAAUGAAAGCCAAGAAAGUUUUUGAUUGUGAGAUCCAGUCAUCGUUUGAAGUUCCUGUUAUAGUUAUGGAUGCCAAAUUCCCAUCUAUGAAUUCUACAGCAUCAGUUGUGGUUACGGUCCAGGAUGAGAAUGACAUGCCGCCCCGAUUCACGAAACCCCUUUUCAAGUUCAAUAUCACUGAGAAUCUCCCUGCCUAUUCAGUUUGUGGUACACUAACAGCAGUGGAUCCAGAUGCAAGUAAUAAUUUUGUGUUUUCAUUCAGGGACACAGAAGCAGUGAGGAAUUUGUUUAAGUUGGAUUCCAGAACCGGAGAUAUUCGUUCAGCAGUGAAACUUACAAGGGAAGACAACAUUCAGUACAAUUUCGGUGUGAUAGUCAUGGAUCCUGAUAAGGCAUCUUUCCGAAACACAGCAGACGUCACCGUGUAUGUAAUGGAGGAUUUGGAUAAACCGCCAGUCAUCACAUUCCCAAACCGAUUUAAUAAUUCUGUUAGUGUCCCAUUCAACAGUAAAACUGGCACUCUGAUUGGGACAAUUCAGGCCAUUGAUGAUGGACGUGAUGGUCAAAUCAUUCUCACUUUUACAAUCGAACAGGGUAACGAGAAGACGUUAUUUCGGUUAAAUCCUCUGACAGGAAAGUUAACUGUGGCCCGAGCCAUUACUUCUGAAGAUGAAGGUGACCAUGAAAUGCUCGUAGCUGUUCACGAUAAUGGCAUUCCGAGACAUACUACUUAUUCAUAUUUCACAGUCACAAUUGAACAUGACACAGCAAAUGCAUCCUUCGAUUACCUGCCCAUUGUGAUUUCUCUUUCCUGUCUGACAGUGAUAAUUGCACUCACAAUUUUGCUGGGGAUCCUGUGUAUGAAGAAACGAGACAAGAAGAGGAGAGAGGAGUUGAAGAAACAGGAGCAGGGGGUGAAUAUCUAUACCCUACCCCCCGGGAAUGACCCAGACACCCCCAGGUACACCUCCCACAGCAGUCUGUCCCGGAAGAAGGUGUUUGACGAGAUUGAGAGGAACAGCUAUAAGUUCAGAGAUGAUGUGAUGGAGUCCUCAUUCCAGGAGGAAGAAGAUGACAAAAUUUCAGAUUUAUCCCACAUAAAAGACUACAGCUCACACGGAAGUACAUUUGACCCAGGUCGGAAGUAUAUGAAGUAUAGGCAAAACUCCUUCUUGGGCAGAGUAGACGAUGGUGCCAGCGAUGUCUCCAUGGCAACAGACAGUGGGCGUGGCACUAGUGAUGAAGACAUCAACAGCAACCGUGCCCUAAUGCUGAUGCAUACUGAUUCAGUAAUCAGCAACUGCAGCAACUGCAGUCUUGUAUAGGUGAAAUCCAGUAACUAGCUGAGCCUUGAUCAAAAUUCUAGUGUUGAGAGAUCUGCCCUUAAGCGUUCUGUGAUAGCAUGUUGAUGAGGUGUAUGAGUGUCAGGGGAACCUGACUUCUUCCAGUGUCAGAGCUAGGUAUCUCAGGACUAGAUCUGUUUGAAGUUAUUUCUCUCAUCUCAGGACAUCCGAUUAUAUGGGAGAAAUUUGUUUCUCAAUCUACUCCAGUGUUACAGUCUAUGCCUUGUGUAUCUGUGUGAAUAAAUGAGGACUGUUUGCAUACAUGUGUCCAGUGGAGAAAUAUGUGACCACGUCUGUGAUCAUGAGUCACACUGACAAAUGGAGUGGUAUCGGAAGUCGUGACACUUGUGUUCAAAUGAGAAAAUAAUGUGAACAACGGUAUAAGAAAAUGUGACAUCUACAGUGGCCAAAGGAGAAAAUAAUCUGAGCAGCAAUUGAAAUGGGAAAAUGUGACCAAAUGAAAAUAUAAUGUGAACAUGUAUGGUAUGGGAAGAUGUGACAUAUGUGCCCAAAGGAGAAAAUAAUGGCAACAUGUAUAGUAUGGGAAGAUGUGACAUAUGUGCCUAAAGGAGAAAAUAAUGGCAACAUGUAUAGUAUGGGAAGAUGUGACAUAUGUGCCUAAAGGAGAAAAUAAUGUGAACAUGUAUGGUAUGGGAAGAUGUGACAUAUAUGCCCAAAGGAGAAAAUAAUGGCAACAUGUAUGGUAUGGGAAGAUGUGACAUAUGUGCCCAAAGGAGAAAAUAAUGUGAACAUGUAUGGUAUGGGAAGAUGUGACAUAUGUGCCCAAAGGAGCAAAUAAUGUGAAUAACAGUACGGGAGUAUGUGUCAUCUGUGCCCAAAUGAGAAAAUGUGAUCACCUAUUGCAGGAUUUAUACCCAUGAAGAAAACUGUGAUCCAUGUCCAAGGAGAAAAUGUGAUCACUUAUGUGAAUUGUUUUGUUCCAUUUUGAAUGAUAGUGAAUAUUGAAAGAAAACAUGCGUCAGAAUGAGAACACAUUGUUAUAAGAUAGAGACUUAAUAACACAAUGUAUCUAAGCAAUUGACAUGAGAAAUUUGUGUUUAAGAGAGCGAUAAGACAUCUCAUAGGAGAUCCUGUUACAUUGUCUCCAAUGGGCCAAGAUCAUGGAAAGCAAGUUGUGACACAUGUUUUCAGACAUAAGGGGAUUCAGUCUGAUUAAAAUGGGACUGCCUAAAGUUCAUUUGGUCCAUAUUAGCCAACAGUGACAGAUGUGCCGUCUUGUUGGAUCUGGAGUGCAAACGACAUUACCGAAGUGAAUAUGUCUCAUCAGUGAGACGUGACUCAUGUAUGUGAGAAAUUGGUGCUACAAAACAUGAUGGGAGCAGGACAAACUCCCAACAGUGCUCAAAGUGCAAACUCCUGACUCUGCCAUACAGGACACCGCUACCGUUCCUGUGCCUACAAGCAAUGGAUUAGUUUUCGUACAGCAGAUUAAUUUAAAGAGUGCUAUGGACCAAACUCAAGCUGACCUGCGAACAUGAACUCAAAUAUUUUGCCACACAGGACGUUAAUUUUUCGACUGAAACAAAAGAAAUACACAUACUGAUAGUCAAAAUCAUUUAUUGUGAGAGUCGUUUUGAUGAUGCAUGCAUAGACUUUUUGCAGAUUAAUGAGCAUUUCAUUGAAACAUGAAAACUGAAAAAUUCAAGUCUUAGAUUGACGUACAUUCUUAUGGAAGCUUCUGACUGUUAGUUUUCAAUUGCUUCUCCAGUUACAAAGGCUGUAGGAUCCAUUCUGGGAGUAGAAGUAAAUAUCCUCAGGGUGCUGACCAAUUUGAAUAUUAAUCAGAUACUUGCUCCAGGGGCUUAUGCUUUGGUUUACAAUCCAUAUAUUGAACUCAAACAUAGUGUGAUGAAAUUGACACCAUCAUCAAAAUGCUAAAUCUUUAAGGAAAGUCAAUCCCCGCCUCCUUCUUUAACCCUUAUCUCCGACAUGCGGAAGCUAUGGCAAUGGCUGCUUCUCGAGAUGGAGAUUUUUCACCACAAAAGCCUUUCAUUCUAAAGGUUAGGCCAUAUGCCUCUAAUUAAUGACCUGGUCGCACUGGAGGUAUAUCUACUACAUUUUACAAUCUAUUUUUUGGUUAAAUUGCCUCUGCACUUCUCAAGAUGUUUUGCAAUUACUGAAGAUUCAGCCAUUAGUAAAUCAAUACUUGGUAGCACCAGUCUAAUGUGGGGACUAGGUUCUGUCUAUAGAUAAAGGUUCAGUAUCAUUGAAUGGUUCCUAGCUUUAAAUGGAUUUCGGAUCUUAAGCCUGGUUUAACUUUGAACGUAAACAGUGAUUUUUUAUAUGGGUUAAGGGUCUCUUGGAAAACUUUUCAAUGAAGGGUGGGAAAAUAUAUGUUAUUAGAUUCUGUGGUGUAUUAGUUUCACAGCAAGAAAUUCACAGAUCGGGGGAUUAAGGUGUAUCAGGUGACAUUAAGGGGAGAUAAUAAUGAAGUCUUACUGUUAUCAUUCGGCAAACACGAUAACAAAAUACAAUCCCUGUUUCAAUACAGAUAACAAAUUCAUAGUAAGAUCAAAAUGAAAUCUAAUAAUUUGUUAACAACACUUUAAAUUCAUACUGCAAUGGUUGAAGAUGAAAUACAUCAUCUUUAUAAUUAAAAGGGCUCAAAAGGUUUGGAAAUAUGAACUGCUAAUAAAUCAAAUUCAUUUUUGCAGAUUUGCAUUGAAUGAUUUUAUUUCAUGAUGCUGCUAUAACAGUUAAAUGAAUCUUGCUGUCCAUCCUCCUGAGUGCAGGGGUUUUAUAUAGUGCUAUGAGCGUGAGAAAGAUUGAGCUAUAAAUGUGUUACACUUACGGCAGACUUGCUCAACAUCCAGUGUCUUUCAUUUGCUGAUGUCACAAUGCUGUUUCUGAUGUCACAAUGCUGUUGCUGAUGUCACAAUGCAGCUGUUGCUAAUGUCACAAUGCAGCUGUUGCUGAUGUCACAAUGCAGCUGUUGCUGAUGUCACAAUGCUGUUUCUGAUGUCAUAAUGCUGUUGCUGAUGUCAUAAUGCAGCUGUUGCUGAUGUCACAAUGCUGUUGCUGAUUUCAUAAUGCUGCUGUUGCUGAUGUCACAAUGCAGCUGUUGCUGAUGUCACAAUGCUGUUUCUGAUGUCACAAUGCUGUUUCUGAUGUCACAAUGCUGUUGCUGAUGUCACAAUGCAACUGUUGCUAAUGUCACAAUGCAGCUGUUGCUGAUGUCACAAUGCAGCUGUUGCUGAUGUCACAAUGCUGUUUCUGAUGUCACAAUGCUGUUGCUGAUGUCAUAAUGCUGUUGCCAUAAUGCAGCUGUUGCUGAUGUCACAAUGCUGUUUCUGAUGUCACAAUGCAGCUGUUGCUGAUGUCACAAUGCUGUUGCUGAUGUCACAAUGCUGUUUCUGAUGUCACAAUGCAGCUGUUGCUGAUGUCAUAAUGCUGUUUCUGAUGUCACAAUGCAGCUGUUGCUGAAGUCACAAUGCUGUUUCUGAUGUCACAAUGCAGCUGUUGCUGAUUUCAUAAUGCUGUUGCUGAUGUCACAAUGCAGCUGUUGCUGAUGUCAUAAUGCUGUUCAUAUGUAUAUAAUUGCGCAUAAGGAUGUGAGAUACAACAUUUCUAGUGUACAAAAACGAAUACAUGUACGUGUAUGUUAUGAGUCAAGCUUUGUAUUAUUUUUCCAGGUCCAAGUAGCAGGUUUUUGUUAUUUCUUUGAACUUAAUUUGGAUUUGUAAUUUAACAAUCUAGAAUGAUGGACAAGUCUCAUAUGUUUUCUGCUGUUUUGUUGAAAAUCUGCUACUGUGACAUAAGACAACAUGUGAAAUACGGAUGUAGUAAUGUCAAAAUGCUUCCAUUCCAGAGAAGUCUGUGAUUUCUUAUAAAUUUUGUGAGACAUUUAUCACAUGAACUUUAAUUUGGUUUGGUUUUCUCGGAUUAUUUUACUUGUCGUCAUGCCAUGCAGUUUCAUUUCAUGUGUCAUGUGAGAAGGAUAUUCUCCGACACACUGCAGUCACAAGACACCAGGUGUACAAUGACUUGAAUAAUAAAAGUUUAGUGCUAAGAUGGAUUCAAAUUAUUUUUAUAUCCAAUGUGAAAGAGUCCGUAAAAACUGAAAUAGCAAAGCAUCUUCUCAUAACUGUUAUUUCAGCAGCAGUAGGGGAAAGCAAGGUGUCACAGUUUUAGUGAUACUUAAUAUGUACUCAGUUGGGUAGAUCUUCGCUCAGUUAAUAAUAUGCUGUAUAUGGAGUGCUAUAUUUAUGACAUGAAAACAAAGUUUCAUCAUGCUCAAUUUAGAUUAAGUAUUUGAUAUCAUUCGCUGGUUGAUGUUUAUUGUUCUUUGUUUUUCUAUCACAUAACUGCAUCCUUACAUUAAGUCGAUAAACAUCGUCAUGUGGUAAGAGUGCUGAGUGGACUCAGAUCAUCUGAUUAAAGAAAGUGUCAGGGCCGAAGAGAUAUUCAUAAUCGUAUCUCUGUGAAAAACAGACAAGAUCAAAGCAACAACGCCUAGGCUCAUGAUACAUUCACUUACUGUAGCACUUGCCAUUGCACGGAGGUCAAGCUAGGUCGCUGUACUGUUGUCAUGAAAAAUAUAAUCUACUGACUUUCCAAUGUCACUUGCACGUAAGUGAUUGGAGUGUUGCGAAGUUAAUGUUGCGAAUUGUUGGUUACAUAGACUUAGCGCUAAGAUCACUUAAAUGAGUGGGCUCAUCCUUUGAGUGUAGGAUGAUGCGAUAUUAAGCCUUAUUCAUGCCAAUGGCUUUGUGACUCUGAUAUAAGUAUGAUACUUUAUCUGGUAAUUGGAUGUCCAGAACAUUUAAAUAGUAUAUUCAUAUAAAGUACAUGCUUUUUUUACCCAUUUCAAAGAUCCGCUCUUGCAUGGUGAGGUGAGGUGAGGUGAGGUGAAAUUGGGUUUAACGUCGCGUCCAAGAUUAUUGCACUUAUAUAGCGACGUGCAUGCACGUGUAUGUGUGUGUGUGGCUGCUUGUACUAGUCCGGACUGAUGCCGAUUUAUAGUGCUAGCUCACUGAGAUACCAUGCCGCAGUUUAACAUGAAUACCCCACUCAGACACAGUAUACUGACUCCGAGCCGACCAGUCCUUGUUUUAGCCCCUUAAUGCCGAGCGCCAGACAGGGUAACAACAAGUACAAUCUUUUAACGUCUUUUUGUAUGACGCGGCCCGGGAUCGAACCCUGGACCUUCCGCUCUCCGGGCGGACGCUCUACCACAAGACCACGGAGGCGGUCCGCUCUUGCAUGGAACCAUAUGUUCACCAAUGUUUCUCAUGAGUCCAAUCAACAUUAGGAUGGGAUGGGUCCACCCACGUCAUUGCUUUUGGACACACAACAAAGUCCAGUCAUUGGACAAAACACCAGUAUUUUAGUUAAAGACUUAUUUAAUGCUAAUCAACUGUAUGAGUAAGUAUUGUUUAGCAGUUACUUAGCAGAAUACAUCCAAUGCAAGAUUUCUAGCAUUUACUUUAGUGAUAUGUCUCAGUAUUUAAACAUAUAAGGUAUAUAAGCUUAUGAUAUAUAAGGUAUGUAGAUAAGAUGAAUUGUUAUGUUUUUGUACAUUUUUCUAGCAUUUUAGUAACGAUUAUUGUUUCUUUAAGAAUACAUGUAUUAGGUUUCUUAUGGCUAUGUUAUUAUUUUUGUUGAUAGUUCAUUGAUGAAAACAAUUUGUACAAAUUUCUGUUGAUAGUUCAUUGAUGAAAACAAUUUGUACAAAUGUGAAAAUAAAUUUUUUGAACUU
Molecule: messenger RNA, 10418 nt
Organism: Haliotis rufescens (red abalone)
Lineage: Eukaryota; Metazoa; Mollusca; Gastropoda; Lepetellida; Haliotidae
Product: protocadherin-9-like
Exons: 6
Coding region: 1784-4681 (965 amino acids)
Biological process (GO): homophilic cell-cell adhesion
Cellular component (GO): plasma membrane
Molecular function (GO): calcium ion binding
Source: RefSeq, a predicted model, not a curated record